GAGGGAUAUGGGCCAGGAGCAGACAGGUGGGACUAGUUUAGUUUGGGAUUAUGGUCAGCAUGGACUGGUUGGGCCGAAGGGUCUGUUUCCGAGCUGUGUGGCCUUACCAGUGCCCUGCACAGUUGUAGCACCUGUACUCGGUUCACUGCCCCAGUGAAGGCAAGCGUGCCAAGCGCCAUUUUCGCCACCCUGUCUGCCCGUGACACUACUUCUGCCUGUUUCUGUUUCAGCGAAAUGGAUUCGACUGGGAGCAGGGCUUCUCGAGAGUCCGGGGAGGGGCUCAGCAGCGAGGACGAUGGGGACUGCGACGUCUUCCUUUCCGACAGCGACUCCGACCGAGCCCUGUGCCCGGCUGCGCCCGCGGGGCUCCCUCUGCGAGGCCGGCCCGCCAGUGGGGUGCCCUCGCCGGCGCCUCAAGCCUUCAUCCCUCACCCCAUGUCGGCCUCCCACCUCAAGAAGCCGCUGGAGAAUAUCUACUUUGCCUCGGCCCCCGCCAGACCGUGCCCGCCACCGCCACCAGGUGGCGCCAGUCGGGGGGGAGCCUGGAAACUCUCCCUCGAUGGCGGGCACCAUCUCGGUCAGUACCCCGAGAGGUUCCGAAGCAGGGGGAGCCUGAAACGGAGAAGGGAGUGGGAUGCAUCCGAGCAGCAGGGGACCGUCUGGAGCGAAAAGGCACCUUGCGCCAAGACGAAAGGGGACCUACUUUUUGCACAGAAGUGUAAGGAGCUGCAGGCGUUUAUCCGGCCACUCACUAUCCUCCUCGAUGGGCUAAAGACCGGACGGUACAAUAAAGGUCUGACCAGUUUCCAGCAGAGUGUUGCUAUGGACCGGAUCCAAAGGAUCGUAGGAGUUCUGCAGAAGCCAGGGAUGGGGGAACGUUACUUAGGGACGCUGCUUCAAGUGGAAAUGAUGCUGAAGGUUUGGUUCCCUCACGUCACCACGGCGACGCCAGGCGCUGAAGGCUCCGGGCCUACAGGAAGUGAAUGCAACACAAGAAAGCACAUACGGACCGGGUCUUCGGAGACCAGUUCCUCGUGGGAAUCGCUGUCCCCUUCAUCGUUCCGAAGACCAUCCUUCAGCGACGGUGCCCCCCAGGAGUCAGCAGACCGCACCCCUCCCUCCAGGAGCUGGGAGGAGAGGUCAGAGCUCAGGGGAGGCUCGUGGGAAAGGGUGGCUUGGCGUGACGGCCCACUGGAGCAUCCCCCGACCCUGCGGUGCCUCGCUUUGGUCAUGCAGGACGGCUCGGACCUCUCCUCCUCCACAACUACUACUACUACCGCCCACCCCGAAGCCGUCUGGCCAGUCCAAGGGGCCUGGGCUUCCAUCGUCAAGAGUUCGGCUUGCCAGAGGCAUCCAGGCAGGAGCAGCAGUGCCCCACCUUGCAUUCCCGCUGCCCGCAGCUCCACCACAUCCUGGCCACUCGUCCUGUCAUGCGGUUCCGUCGUGCUGUUGGAUCUGCCAGUGGAUUAUGGGAGACAGAGCCAGAAGUAGGCCCAAACUCAGCCAGCUCGGGCCUCCUCCCACGGAUUUCAUUUUUUUUUUUGGAGAGGAAGGGGAAUACCUGAAAGACUUGCGUUUUUAUAGUACCUUUAGUCACCUCAGGAUCUCCCAGUCAAUGAAGUUUGUGUAAUCACUGUAGGAAAAGGGACUGAUUGACACACAGCAAACUCCCACGUAACAAUGGAGAAUUGACUUGGUGUUGGUUGAAGCAUUAAUAUCGGACACUGGGGAAGGAGAACUCCUCCCACAUACAGGUCUUCCUCAAAAAGUGGCAGCAGGAUUUUUUUUUUAUGGCCACAUGAGAGGAUGGAUGGAGACUUAGUUUAUUGGCGCUCCCUCAGCGCCGACCCUCCGACGGUGCGGCGCUCCCUCGGCGCUGACCCUCCGAUGGUGCGGCGCUCCCUUGGCGCCGACCCUCCAAAGUGCGGCGCUCCCUCGGCGCUGUCCCUCCGAUGGGGCGCCGUCCCUCCGAUGGUGCGGCGUUCCCUCGGUGCCGACCCUCCGACAGUGCGGCGCUCCUUCGGUGCCGACUCUCUGGUGCCUGCUCCUUUGGCACUGACCCUCCGGUGCCCGCUCCCUCGGCGCUGACCCUCCGACAGUGCGGAGACACAGAGACAACUGCCUCAAGUGUCCUUAAACUCAUCUGGCAUCGGCUUGUCAAGCCCGGAACAGGGCACACUGUUUUUCCUGAUGCGAGCCAAAAACUGGGUACGGCUUGGAGGUUUGGGAAUAAUUUCUGAGGCGAAAAACUCUUUGUGGGUUUGAUGGAACGUUCCAGCAAUCAACAGGAUGUGGUUUUGGGCGACCAACUUUCUUUCUCAUGGUUCGCAUCCUGCCUUCAUCUGCCAAACUACUUGACAAUACCUUUGCGUCAUUUUGAAAGGUGUUUGCGAUGGUUUAACUGAAUAAUUGCGUGGUUCUGUUUUUAGUUGUAAGGAGACCCUCUGGUGAAGGGGUAAAUCCCCAUGAGACCCUGGAGUAGAAGAUUACGGGGAAAAUGGAAACUGUCAGCCAAAAUUGUGUGUCAAAAUAAAAAGCGGAAUAGUUUCUUAACUUCACAUAAGAAACUGGAGUGGGCCAUUCGAGCCUGUUGUCCCUCAAUCAGAUCUGAUCCUGGUCUUGAUUCUUUCUCUGCACUCUUGCCUCCUGCAUCAAUCGGAAAUCUGUCUUAACUCGAGCUGAGAACAUAUAUUCAGUGACCCAGCCCCUGCCACUCUCCGUGGGUGAGAAUUCCACGACCCUCUGAGAGAAGCAAUUCCUCUUCAUCUCCAAUGUGAGACCCCUCGUUUUGAAACUACGUCCCAGCCACAGUUCUAAACAUUCACCUUGUUAAGAUAUGCCUGGGGAGCUUUUCUGUUUUAAUAAGGUCACUUUUUGCACUUGCAAAACUCCAAUGGGUACAUUCCUCAUUGGAGAGAUCCCCCCUUCUUCCCAGGAAACAGUCUCUGAACUGAAGGAUCCUUCCUUAAAGAGUCAGAGUUGUACAGCACAGAAGCAGACCCUUCGGUCCAACUCGUCCAUGCCCACCAGAUAUCCUAAAUUAAUCUAGUGCCAUUUGGCCCAUA
Molecule: messenger RNA, 3065 nt
Organism: Rhincodon typus (whale shark)
Lineage: Eukaryota; Metazoa; Chordata; Chondrichthyes; Orectolobiformes; Rhincodontidae
Gene: ciarta
Product: circadian associated repressor of transcription a
Exons: 5
Coding region: 235-1491 (418 amino acids)
Biological process (GO): negative regulation of DNA-templated transcription; circadian regulation of gene expression
Cellular component (GO): nucleus
Molecular function (GO): RNA polymerase II cis-regulatory region sequence-specific DNA binding
Source: RefSeq, a predicted model, not a curated record